UCAGACCUGUUCCAGAGAGAAGAGCCAAAGACUAAGCAGGAAAUGCAGGAAUUUCUGGCUUGGCAGCAGGACCUGGACAGUAACAGCAAAAACCCUGGGCAAGCUAGACCGACUGUGUUCUGCUGGUCGGGGGUCGGCAAGGAAGUGUUUGUGUCCGGCUCUUUUAACAACUGGGCCACCAAAAUCCCACUCAACAGAAGUCAGAAAAACUUUGUGGCUAUAGUGGACCUGCCUGAGGGAGAGCACCAGUAUAAGUUCUGUGUAGAUGGUCAGUGGACUUUGGAUCCUAAUGGCGCUGUGAUGACAUCUAAAACUGGAACAGUCAAUAACGUGAUCCAAGUGAAGAGAACUGACUUUGAAGUCUUUGAUGCCCUCAGGCUUGACUCACAGGAUUCUGCAGACAUCUCAGAGUUAUCCAGUUCCCCUCCUGGCCCAUACCAACAGGACACGUAUGUGGCCAAGUCGGAGGACAAGCUCAAACCUCCUCCUAAAUUACCUCCCCACCUGCUGCAAGUGCUGCUCAACAAGGAUACAGGUGUCUCUUGUGACCCGACGUUGCUUCCAGAGCCCAAUCAUGUGAUGCUUAAUCACCUGUACGCCCUCUCCAUCAAGGACGGGGUGAUGGUCCUCAGUGCAACACACCGAUACAAAAAGAAGUAUGUGACCACUCUUCUCUACAAGCCAGUAUAAUCCAAAGAACCAUGAUCCAGCCUCUUUAUUUUGAAAUCUUUUGUAUUGUUAAUCUAGUUGUUGUACACAGCUGAUAUUUGGAUUGUUUUGUUGAAACUGGACCAAAAAGUCUUCCUCAUUUGUCUGAGCUGUCAUUGGUAUCUUCGUGGAUAUUUUAGUUGCUGCACAGUGUCUGAUCCAACCAUACAACCUAAAAACAGGGGUCAAGUGAGGUUUUCAUUGCAUCCUCACUUAAUCCAGAUGACGAUUGACUGAGCACAUUUAACUAAUGUUCUCCUUUCAGGUAACAAAUUACAGUCCUAGAAACAAA
Messenger RNA from Monopterus albus (swamp eel), 1000 nucleotides. It is a transcript of the gene prkab1b, whose product is annotated as protein kinase, AMP-activated, beta 1 non-catalytic subunit, b. Gene Ontology annotation, molecular function: protein kinase binding. The transcript has 7 exons. The record is from RefSeq and is a predicted model, not a curated record. Gene Ontology annotation, biological process: signal transduction. Gene Ontology annotation, cellular component: nucleus; cytoplasm; nucleotide-activated protein kinase complex. NCBI's taxonomy places the organism in Eukaryota, Metazoa, Chordata, Actinopteri, Synbranchiformes, Synbranchidae. The annotation marks the transcript as partial.